This is a messenger RNA of Haliotis rubra (blacklip abalone), 5632 nucleotides long. RefSeq names its product short transient receptor potential channel 3-like. The record is from RefSeq and is a predicted model, not a curated record. Gene Ontology annotation, biological process: manganese ion transport; calcium ion transmembrane transport; regulation of cytosolic calcium ion concentration. Lineage: Eukaryota; Metazoa; Mollusca; Gastropoda; Lepetellida; Haliotidae. The transcript is spliced from 16 exons. Gene Ontology annotation, molecular function: store-operated calcium channel activity; protein binding; inositol 1,4,5 trisphosphate binding. Bases 1992 to 5225 code for a protein of 1077 amino acids. Gene Ontology annotation, cellular component: cation channel complex; membrane.
AGGCGACAAUAAAAGAAACUCGCCCGUCCCGUUGUUUGUCACGGGUGACCCCCACAGGUGGGUUGUACUGUUUUCCACGUGACAUCUGAUCGAUCGAUAAACUCUGUGACUGGGUGUCGGGUGAUUUUGUCCUUACCGUCAAUAAUUAAGUCCAUACAGGAGUUGAGAGGCUCUAACACGUCCACAAUACCACUCGGAUAGUACUUGCUCCGGAAGCAGUGAGACCAUUUACUCGGUUGUUUGUCAGCGAUAGCUAGUCGGUAGAACAAGCUGGACAUGGGACAAUAGCCGAGGGGAUCAGCCUUUGUUGAGGCACUACGCAAUGAAUGUUGCGCAACGUCGAACUCCGAUACGCCCUACGAGGAAAUCUUUACUUGGAUUUGCAUGUAGCCAAAGGCGAUGCGGUCCUUUGUUGUGCCAUUAUGUGUGAUCUAAUGGAAUGUUUCUUGACUUCAAAAAAGACUUUUUAAGUCCAUGAUUUUGGGGAACAUUUGUGUAAUGACCAACGAAUUUCCUGAAGGUGAUUCAGUGUGAAUGUUCGAUCUUCGACAGACACUUGGACGUGCAGAUGAACGUUUAAAUUGAAGGCAAUGUAUUGACCCAGAAGGAGAUGGACCAUGCGCCAAGAAGGUAGUGUUCCCUGGGAAGAUACAGAUAAUAAAUCAGUCAAGUCUCUGUCACAACUAACGACAUUUUGGGUAUAUGGUAGCAGAAUUCUAAAACCGUUUUCAGAUUAGUUUUCAGUUUGAAACACGGGUCCGUCCAAAUAUAUUGCUAUUCCUUGUUCCUUUGGCAUCUGCGACAACCCAGACACGUAACCUACCCCGUCUUGAUACCCUAGUUGCAGGCACUGACGGGAAUGGUGAUGACGUUUACGAAAUUGGAAAUAUGAAUUAUCGAUGAUAUAACUGUGGUAGAUCAAUCUUGACGGUGUUCAGCCCGCCUUUCGAUACAUUGUUCCCAUGUCACGGUUGCAUCUGUCAACGGGCACGGCAUCUAACCAAGUGAUACACCUCAACGGUAGCUGUUGUCAUUCAGUAUUUUGGUCAUUCCAAACGUAACUAUCGAUUGUCGUACAGUAAGACUGUACACAGUACGUGCAAUCACCUUCAGCUCACAUGUGUACAUGUCAAACUGGAUUACAAGGUAAUCAGGGGUAGAACCUCAUGAUAAACUUCGUGUGUGACUCAUUCGUAUAUAGUUCUGUUGUUAACUUAAGUUUGUAAAUUCAGUAAACACAUGUCACCUAGCCUGAUUUAAAAUUCCAAGUUUUGAGCUCAUCAGAUCAGUGCUGUGAUUUCAUUCCCUAAACUAUUUGGCACUUAAUGGUCGAUGGUCGGACGGUAAAUGGAAAAGGUGUUAAUAUCAGUGUUCACUAAGUAGCCGAAACAAUAUUCUCAGUGAAUUAUAUUAAAUAUUGUCCAGAAACAGGAAGCCACAGGUGACAUCUGGCAUUUUACCGUGAAACUGACAUCGCCACGCUGACCUGAUGGAGGAUCUCCAUGCUAGAUUGGAGCACGAGUGUGAAAUGUACAUAUCCUGAAAUGUACACGGGGAAAACGUGUGUCCGUGAAAUAUACAGCACCGUGGGAUAUUGACAGCUGAACGAGAUACUUCUUUCAUUAAAGAGACCAUGAGUGGAAUAUUGUUUUUUUUGUUAGGAAAUCGUGUUCACUCACGAUGUAAUAGAAUGGAUAUGUGUCACAGGUGGAAUUGCCAACUGGCCAUGGAUUCUAUCGAGGUUAUUUUACGUCGCAAUAUAAUGAGUGUCGAAACUUCAUGAAUAGAUCACUCGUAGCAAUAGCUCUCAAAAAGCAAUAAAAUAUUUUGAUCAGUGGCCUGUUAAGGUAGCAUUGUGCAAAGUUUGGUAUUUUGGCAAAACAGAACAAGCUGGCUCUGGAAGGUGUGAAUCUUUAUUUGUCAAUGUCUGUGUGGACCAGCUGUAGAAUUACCAACAGUGAUCGCAGCAUUGGAUAUAUACGAGGAUAAACAUGUUUAAUCCGGGAGAAAUAGCCAACAGAAGAAGGAGGAGAAGGGCUCGCCACAAUGAGCAGGCUGAUGGCAAUAUGCCAACCCGCUCCACCAGGGACAAGAGAGCCGCCUCCAGGCUCAACUUGGGCGGUGACAAGGGAAUUGGAGCUCACAGAUCGUUGUCAAUAUUGGAGGAAGAAUUCAUCUACGCGGCAGAGUUCGGCGAUAUUCCAACUGUGCAGCGUAUUCUGGAGGAGAAUACCAACUUGAGCGUGGACUACAGCGAUAUUCUGGGCAGGACGCCUCUCAGACUUGCUGUCGGUAACGAACAUUUAGAGGUAGUGGAACUUCUUCUCGACCGGUGCAACAACUCCAGCAUCCAUGAAGCUCUACUGCAGGCUAUCAGUGCUGGACAUGAACAGAUUGCCGAAACUAUCCUCAAACACCCAAAGUACAGGGACGUGAAGAAGGAGAACAAGAGAUUCGGAGAAACGGACUACUUUUAUAACCAAACCAGUGAAGAUUCGCCGUUUUCCUCGGACAUUACUCCGCUUAUUCUGGCGGCAGAGAGGAAUCAGUUUGAGAUCGUGCAACUGCUGUUAUUACGAGGGGAAACUAUUACUAAACCACAUCAUUAUUACUGCAACUGUCAAGAAUGUAGUAAUAAGCUACAGUUCGACCAACUUAGGUUGGCCAAGACAAGACUGAACGCUUACAAAGGCCUGGCGAGUGGCGCCUAUAUAUCUUUGUCCAGUAAAGACCCAAUUCUAACUGCAUUUGAACUGGCCAGAGAACUCAGAUCCGUCGCCAAAGUGGAAAAAUAUUAUAAGACGGAGUACCUGUCCAUGGCUGACCAGUUAAGUCAGUAUGUGGUCAAGCUCCUGGAUAAAGUCAGAGGUCACGAUGAGCUGGAGGUCCUCCUAAACAAGGUGGGAUGUGACAGUGAGGACGAAUCCUAUGAGUUGCUGUCUCGGCUUAAACUGGCCAUACGGUAUAACGAGAAGAAGUUCGUAGCGCAUCCAAGUUGCCAACAGAAGCUGGUCAGCAUCUGGUACUCGGACCUGCGGACUCUUGAGCGAGCCAACUGGUUCCUCCGGGGGAUCAUCGUUUUGUGCAUUACUGUAUUUUAUCCUGUCCUAGCAAUACUCUACUGGUUCGCCCCCAAAACACGGGUUGGCCACUUUCUCAAGUCUCCGUGUGUAAAGUUCAUUGGACAGACGAUGUCGUUCGUGACGUUUCUGACUAUGAUCCUAAUCUCCACAGCAUCGGAACGUCCGUCGACACACAAGAAAAUCUCUGCAUUCGCAGAAGUACAUAGUCAUUACAGGAAAUAUUUAAACAACAGCCAAGGAUGGCCUGAGAAUUUUGUGCUGCGUACAUUUGAGCCUGAGAUUAUUCAUUUAUUGAUGACAACUUGGAUCAUAGGUAUGUUAUGGCAGGAGGUAAAGCAGGUGUACAAUGACGGCUUCACUGAAUACUUUGACUCCCUCUACAACUACCUUGACACAGCCGUCCUCACUCUCUAUGUCACGUCUUUCGGCCUUAGGUUUGUCAGUAUGUUCAAGGUGCGCUAUUCCUUAAUUUUCUUUGCGAAAGACGAGUCAUGGAAAAGCAUAUUAGCAGGCAGUGAGGUGGCACGACUGCAGAUGUACUGGUUGAUUGCAGAUCGGUUCUACUGGGACAGUUGGGACCCGUACAACGUCGCCGAAGCCUCGUUCGCAGUCGCCAACGUCAUCAGUUUUACUCGUGUUUCCUAUGUUCUUCCAGCCAACGAGCUGUUUGGGCCUAUGCAGAUAUCCCUAGCGAAAAUGAUUACAGACAUUCUGAAAUUCGCCGUGAUCUUCCUGGUGUUAUUUAUCGCCUUCAUGGUUGGCCUCCACAACCUGUACUGGUACUACCCCGCCAGUACCCGGGGGAUGGUGGAGAUGUCCCAGCACAACAUCACCACGACGGCGGAAAAAUAUUUUGGCAUACCGGACAUAACGUUUCGGACCGUCUUCUGGUCAAUGUUGGGUCGAGGGGAGCACACGUCGGUGGAACUGGGGGACUUCAACAAUUACUUCACCCAGAACGUUGGAUACUGGAUCUUUGGGGCCUACAAUGUCGCCAUUGUCAUCGUCCUCCUCAACAUGCUUAUUGCCAUGAUGACCCGGUCAUUUGAGAUUAUUCAGGCUCAGGCCGACACGGAGUGGAAAUUCGCCCGCAGCAAGUUAUACAUGGAGUACAUCAAAGACGACUCCACCCUCCCCGUGCCCUUCAACGUCGUCCCCACCCCCAAGUGUGCCUACUACGCCGCCAGGUUCGUCUUCAGACUGUUCUGCUGUAGCAAGGACGACCCCCCUCCUGUUCACCAUCCCGGCCGCAUCAAAGACAUCGAGAUGUUCGCACAGGUCGGUGCCGCUGUGGAUCCUCCCCCAACAGACUGGCAAAAUGGCGGCACUAUGCGGAAUCCGGGCAUCCAGCACUUCCGGGAACGUAUGGCAACCACUAAUGGGUUUGUGCGGAACGAUUCCGACCCCAAUAUAUUCAGUGAAAAUCUCACAUAUAAGCGCAUGAUGAAAAGGAUUGUCAAACGCUACAUCUUCGACACACAGCGCGAAUCGGACAGUGCGGAAGGUACAUGCGACUUCGAUGAAUUGAAGCAAGAUAUAUCCAGUUUCCGCUAUGAGAUGUUAAAUCAUCUGUCUGUCCGAAACCGGGAGUCGACCGACACCGGCAACGCACUUGACAAGUUGAAUGACAAGAUCGAUCGACUGGCACAGCAACAGGAAGUACUCUUGCGCCGAAUUCUAAGAACAACGUCGGUUGACUCGAGUUUGAACUUGGACGUUGACUCGGGUGACCGAGUGAAGUUGUUGAACCAGGUGUCUCUUGAAAGCGCGAGCUAUGACGUCACAGGUGACAGUGCGGAAGGAACAACAGAGAAAGCAUUACGUAAGCGGUCUGCGAGACUGAGACGAAUUCCCGAGGAAUCAAAAGAGGCGAAGAGUGAUAAAGCCAAAUCGGAACGGGUUAGCUUCUCCAGAAACGUUGACGGAGGGAGUGUCACUGAAAAGUUUUCCCAUCCUUUGGCUGAUAGCGUUCCAGUUUCACAAAUGGAUACCACGUCAGCAGAUGAUGAAUCGUCAUCAGAAGAUGUGUCUGACACAGACACCAGAACGAGGCAGUUAUCAGUUGACAUGUCAAAGGUUGAAGUGCAGGUCACGUGUCCACGUGCACCAAUCGCCACAGAGGAUGAUGACGACCGUCUUUGAGAUAUUUAAUAAUCAAUAGAGAAAGUCAAAAUCGAAACGAAAUAAAUUAUAAAGUGCCUGAAUAUGCCAAAAGAACAGAUGAUAUGCAACUAUGAUUUGUGAUUUAUGAUUUAUAUUUUUUUUCUAGAUCAUGAAAUUAAUAAUUUGUUUCUAAAUUAAGAAAAUGGUUUCAUUUAUAGCACAGUUGUUAAAGCUGAGUUUCUUCACCAACGUUUUUUAGUCGGUUAUAGGAAGUUUAGGAAAAAAUUAAGUUUGAGCGUUAUGAACGAGGAUAUGAGUGUGCAAGAUUACAAUUGUCCGAACACUCGUCACCCACAGCUGUGAUGAUUCUGUGUGAUACGACGUUUUGUUGUGAUUAAUAUAUUUGGUUCGUUGUGAACCAGAAAUAAAAGUUGUUGAAUAUUGAA